Cooperia oncophora is the source of this 849-nucleotide messenger RNA. NCBI's taxonomy places the organism in Eukaryota, Metazoa, Nematoda, Chromadorea, Rhabditida, Trichostrongylidae. The record is from the annotation of a GenBank genome assembly.
AUGGAGCUACCAUCGAGCGAAAUCAAAGAGCUGUGUUUACGUUCACAGGCGGUCGAUCUCUUUUUAACAUACCUCCCAUCAUAUUAUACUUGCUGCAGCCACAAACUACUGCGGGUGCUCAUUGAAUUCAUUAUUCUGCAUUAUAUCAGAGCGGAUAAUGACACCGACAAAAGCCCUAUCAUUGGUGCUUUGGCAAGUGCUCUUCAAAGCUUCUCCGUGGAAGAGGACAGUGGAAGCUCGUUCGAAACACUACCGGCUCCCGUGCGUUCGUUCUUUGAGCAGGAACGUGAACAGAAGACUCGGAAAUUUGAGCUUUGUCAUGACUCCAGAUCUAUUGCUGGUGUGUUGUGCGACAUUCCCCUCCAGAGUCUACCCCCUGCUUUGUCGAAGCAACUCGCGAUGGCAGUGCUCAUGCUCGCGAUCACACUGGAACAUGUCGAUCUGACGUUGUUUUCUUCAACUAUUCGUGUUCUUCGAUCUCUUACAAGGCAAGCCGAAAUCAGGCGGUUUCUAAGAGAGAUCUUCACCACCAAUGGAAUUUUUGUCGACCACUGCUUGUUCUCGCAUGAGGCACGGUACCCUCCGGAACUUUGCAAAGACCUAAUCAAGUUUCUUUGCAAUGUUCUUGAAGCUGAUUCCACCACAGCAACUCAUAGUGAAGACAUGUAUGGUUUGUGCCCGGCAUUGAAAUACUUCGGAGAUCAAGACGCUGAGUGUUGGUCAUGGAAGCAAACCAUGAGACUUUCGAUCUUAUUUGCGACUACAAGAUGGGAAGAGGUGUCGCACUGUGCUGACCGUUUGCAACAGGAUAUCUUGGAGAAGGUCUCAUUUCCACUUUAUGUAAUAAUC